Molecule: messenger RNA, 2681 nt
Organism: Ctenopharyngodon idella (grass carp)
Lineage: Eukaryota; Metazoa; Chordata; Actinopteri; Cypriniformes; Xenocyprididae
Exons: 14
Coding region: 185-1891 (568 amino acids)
Source: RefSeq, a predicted model, not a curated record
AAAUCACAGAAUUCUUGAGCUGAACGCAGAGCCAGAGUGUUUGGCAUACUGUAAGGGUGGAGACCUGCUAUUAGGCAUCACAGGAGACCUCUACAGAAUCCCACACACACAGCUACUUCCUCCCAACUGCAGGGCACAAAAAUGUGAUCCUGACUCUGAAUUACCCAAAUCCUGGAUCCAAAUCAUGAGCCACAAAUGCAGGACAGAGAGUUGCCAUGUUGCUAAGAAGGAUGGUCCUGAAAGGCUUGAAAAGAUAAAAGAUUCAGAUUUUGGGGCACUCAUGGCAAGACAUAAAGAUCUGGAAUCCUUGCAAAAAGGAGCGGUUGAGUGCAGAAGGAGAAAACCAGCCACCAUACAAACCAAACAAGAGGCUUUCAAUAAUUACCUGCGUCUGAUUUACAGGCAACCCCCUGAUAUGAGAAUCAAACUAGAUGAAGUGCAACUCUUGUAUACUAAAGAAGAGAAUAAGAAGGGGAGGGAAGAGGCUGACAUUAAUCUUAUAACCAUCAUAGAGACUCCAUCUACAAAGAGCCCUCUUCCACCCACACCAACAGCAAAGAAACUCAGAGAAAAAAUAUAUCUUCCACCAAAGCCCCUUCCACCAACAGACCGUCCUACACCCCCUCUGACUCCACCCUCCGAGUCUGCAACACCUUCACCACCCCUUGUCCCACCUUUACUCACCCCUGUACCACCCACACCCAUCAUAGAGACUCCAUCUACACAGAAGAGCCCUCUUCCGCCCACACCAACAGCAGAGAAACACAUAUACCCUCCACCAAAGUCCCUUCCACCAAUAAAGCAUCCUACACCCCCACCGACUCCACCCUCCGAGUCUGCACCACCUUCACCGCCCCCUGCCCCACCCUUUCCACCUAAACAACCCACAUCCUUGCCUCCUCCACUCUUGUCAUCAUAUCUGCCAGAGUUCCUCCUGCAGUUUGUGGAUGAGCAGUGGUUUCAAAAGAUGUUCCCUGAUUUGAGUUGUGUUUCAAGUUCUUUAGGCCCCAAGGAAUUCUGCAUGCAUCUGUUGGACUUCAUGAUGUCUUGCAGCAUGGCUCAGAAGAAUAGUAUUGUCAAUGCAUUACUCAUGUUAAUUCAGCAGGAGGUGUUAGACAAAGAAUCUCUCAGCAAAGGACUGCUGGUUUGCCUGCAAAAUUGCAUUAACAAAAACAUGACAAGGGAGGAACAGCAUUUUGCUGGUGAGCUGCUAAAUUUGAUGGUGUAUCUGAGUCCUGACAGUUUUGACACCGUUGUGGAGCUACUGGCCAUGUUGGCAGAUAAACAAGUUGAUCUUAAGGCUUUAGUUCUGUGUGUAUUGCAAAGGUUGGGUGUGGAGGAGGCUGAACUGUGGUUAUGUCCAGAAUUAGAUUCCUGGGACUCUCUGACAGAGCAUCAGCCUAACCAGCACUGCAUUCUUCGAGAUAUGGCCAGCCACUGGCUGCUUACCUGGACCAGAAAGUACAGGGUGCACAAAGGGUCUGUGUUCUUGCGCAGUGAAGGAGUACAGAGUGUGUUCGCUCCUGUGGAGGUGCUUCGAUAUUUCUGCUCCAUGCAAAGAGCCAAACAGCCCUGGCCACAUCCACCUCCACCUCCACCAGAGGGCAGGAAAGGUGCUAUCAUUGUGCCUUCAGGCUUGGCUAGACUGAAGCCUAUUCAGCGCCUGGGAGAGACGUACAGUAUGUCUAGGAUACGGGAGCCUCAAGGACGCCUGCUGCCACCAUUGCCAUAUCGACCUGUGUUGAUGGGUUUCACUCGGUUCCUCUCUCUACCAAUGGCCCAUGUCACAUUAUCUCCAUUCCCCUUUUCCCUGGAUUUUCAGAACUUCAAACACCCUUCACCACACAGAUACUUCUUCCUGGAACGCUCCUAUGUAGAGUAUUACAGAUAGGACCCAAUUAUUACCAAAAGCAUUGCAUGAAAUCUUUGAAAGACUACUUUACCUGACUCUCUCUAUGAUGCAUUAAUGACACAAAAUAAAUCUAAAAGUAUUAUAAUCAACUUGGUUUCUCCAAUAUACAGAAACAAAUCCUUUAUCAUCUUGAAAACUUGCAGUAUACAAUUGACAGUCGAAUGUGUGAAACAUAAGUCUUGUGUUAAUGUGGAAGGAUACGGAGUGAAUGCUAGUGCUUUGAAAAGUUAACUGAGACACUGAGAAGUGUGAACACAUUUCAGUGUCCUAUAUUGCAUAUUGUGACAUUGUAAGUGCUUUUGCAACUUGAGCAUUCCCUGGAAUUUAAAAACAAUGUAAAACAUGGUUCCAGAAAUCACAAAUCCAUAAUGAAUAAUUCAUAUGAAUAAUUAGAACCUAAAUUAAGUUAUGACUGGGUUAAACAACAUACUAGGGGUGUGACAAGAAAGAUCUCAUGCCACAAGAUGUCACGAUAUUAAAACAUGAGGUAAAAAGCCUCGUGAUGUCAGCAUGACAGAGUUGAGUUUGUGGCAAAACCUUUUACAGUGCUUGUUUUUGUUCUGUUCAGUUAUUGUUCUGUCUUUUACAGGAUAUAAUAAUUCAUACUCAGACUUCAUACUCAACUGAAGUGACAGUCAUUACAAGAUGAUUAAAACAUUUCAAAAUGCACCUGCAUUGACUUGCAUUUUAUGACUUUCAGUCAAAUAAAAGACUAUUUUUCAUAUAUUUCAUCAAUGAAGAUUUCUUUAAAAAAAUAGUGUUAAAAUAU